Messenger RNA from Lytechinus pictus (painted urchin), 3584 nucleotides. RefSeq lists its product as uncharacterized. The record is from RefSeq and is a predicted model, not a curated record. Bases 180 to 1439 code for a protein of 419 amino acids. Gene Ontology annotation, molecular function: calcium ion binding. NCBI's taxonomy places the organism in Eukaryota, Metazoa, Echinodermata, Echinoidea, Temnopleuroida, Toxopneustidae. The transcript is spliced from 7 exons.
AUACAAAUAUAAAUGAGUAUAUUUUACGUAUUGCACUCGCAAAGUUUUUUGGGUGUGGACGUUCAAGUCAUAUUAAUAUCAAUCGAAAAGUCUAAAUCAUUACUGUUCGAGAGUGAUAAGUACAUGAAGUAAUGUUCACGUUGAAAUAGUGUGUUUCGUCUCAUUUGAUUGGCAAGAACAUGGGGGUUCUCCUGAAAUUAUGGACUGGGUUAUUAUUUUUUGUCAUUUUUCGCUGCGGAACGUUUAUCGCAGGAUAUUCAACCGGGCCACCAGACUCAGCGUGCUCAGAUCUUUUACCUGGACAUGUUGACGAUGCUAACAACCAGAUUCAACCACAACAAGGAACAUUAUCGCCAUACCUAAUCUUCAGAGGAAACCAGGAUAAAUAUGAUUUAGAUAAUCCUAUAACAGUGACGAUACUUCGGAACCCUGGAGUCCCUGGAUCCAUAAACUACAGGGGAUUCGCAAUGAAAGCGGUGGCAAAUGAUUCGGUAGAUGCACCUGCCGUCGGAAUCUGGACAGGUCAUCCGGUCGGUUUCCGAUAUGGGAGCUGCUCGAGUGGCCCGAAUCGCAUGGUAACGCAUGACUCCUCGGCUGAGAAAGGUGCCGACGAGUUGAGGGAAUUCUUGUGGAGAGCUGAUGAAGAUUAUGGAGAAAUUCGGUUUAUAUCCACGUUCGUUAUAGACCGUCAGACGUUUUACACAAACCGCCAGACAGCUAGUCUGUCUUUCAGGGAGGACCCCUGCUUAACAAACAAUCCUUGCUUAAAUGGAGGACUGUGUUCAGCCACAGUUCAGCCAGGAACUCCUGAAAAUGUCGUCUUUUCGUGUACCUGCUCUGAUUCUUGGGAAGGAGACACGUGCCAAACACAAAUUGAGGGAUGCAGGGGCAAUCCUUGCGUUAACGGAGAUUGUACAGACAACGGAGGUUCCAGCUAUACCUGCAGUUGUUAUACUGGUUGGACAGGUUUAAAUUGCGAUUCUGAGCAAAAGAACAAUCUAGCCUUUGGCUUGUUACCAGUACUAUUUCCAGGUAGAAGAAAGGGGAAAGGGGGCAGAUAUUCAACCCGGGAAGCACAACUAGGAUUCAUAGAUGUCCAAAAUGAAAACCUUGCACUAGACAAGUUCCUGGAAGAUAUUGUACCUGAAAGUCGACCUCAACCGUUCAUACUAGUCAUUGGGUCUCUCCUUAAACCAGUGCAAAUUUUCAUCAUUGUGGAAAGGCGGGCAUUGGAACAAAGUAGCUUAAUGAAAGCCGUAGAUACAUGCUAUAAAGCAGUGUAUGUCCUGGAUCUAGAAUACCAGCCUCAGUGUUGUGGUGCGUGGGAGUUCCUACAAACAUACAUUUAUGAGAUGAAAGGAGCUGUAAAAUGCAGUGCGAUCAGGGAGUUCAGAAUCUUCGAGACAGCCUAUGAGUCAAUAAUGAAUACCAACAUCUAACUGUCCUCAUGUGAGCUAGCAAGUUUAUUGCCUUUCCAGAUACUUUUGCUUAAGAGAAGUUCCUGUGUUGAUAAAUGUUUUGUUAAACUUUCUCUUUUUUUUGGAGGGGGGGGCGGUUAAUUGACAAAGUGAAUGUCAAACUGUAGACUGUUUAGUCGACUCGUUAUCUGAUAUCUGAAGCCAGUUUGCAGCCCGCAUUCAAUAACUAUACUUUGUUUCGCUUCAACUUCAGUAGUGAUGACACUGUUUUGUAGUGUACGCAAUGCUUUACGCACCUGCAAAGUUUCACAGUGAUCCUGGGCCGAGAUCUCGGGGGGGGGGGGGGGGCACUUGAUGCCCCCCCAAAAAAUAACGUAGUCUUUUUAGGGUUAAGUCAGAAAGUUGUUUGUUGUAUGAAGUAAGGUCUUAAUUAUUAUAUUUUGUUAAGUUGUUUUCUUCAACUGCUUUUGUUUUUUAAUUGACAAAGUAAAUGUCAAACUGUAGACUGUUCAAACCUGACUUAGUAAAUGUCAACUUGUAGACUGUUUAACCCUUUUCCUUUGGGGGCAGCGGGGGGUCAAUUUGGCCCCCCUCCCUCAACAAUCUGCGUGAUAACUCCACAAUGCGCAUGGGGAGGGGUGGCACUUGAUGCCCCCCCCAAAAAAAAGUUUUCACAGGGCCCAAAAUAACCUAGUCUUUUUAGGGUUAAGUCAGAAAGUUUUUAGUUGUAUGAAGUAUGGUCUUAAUUAUAAGUAAUUUUAUAUUUUGUUAAGUUGUUUUCUUCCAAUGAACUUUUGCUCUAAAGAAGUUCCUAUGUUGAGUGAUGUCAACAUUUUUUUAAACUGCUUUUGUUUUUUAAUUGACAAAGUAAAUGUCAAACUGUAGACUGUUCAAACCUGACUUAGUAAAUGUCAACUUGUAGACUGUUUAACCCUAUUCCAAUGGGGGCGGGUCAAUUUGGCCCCCUCCCUCAACGAUUCACGUGAUAACUCCACAAUGCGCAGUGAUCUCUGCAAGCAUAAUUGAAUUGAAGUAUGAUUAUGCUAAAAUUAAGUCAUUUCAGCCAUUUGAAUUUUAAAAGUGAAUUUUUAUAUUGAUUUAUUGAAACAUAGAAAUAUUGCAUUGAAUUUGUACCCAAAAUCAUGUUUUUUAGUCAUUUUUUGACUUGAUGAAAAGUUUUCAAAGGAUCGUGGCCUUAAAUCUGUAUGUGCAGUCACGAUAAAUUUGGUGUUGACACUGUUGAAAGUUGUGCGAUACUUGUUAAAAAAAAUUCAUGAAAGCUUGUGCCAAGACCACUAUGCAUUAUGGAGAUAUUGUGUGAAUCGUUGAGGGGGAGGGGGUCAUCAAAUAGACCCCCACCCCACCCCCCAGUUGGUUAAGGCCUGAUCUGGGUGGUGAACUUAUAAAGGCAGUUAAAUUGUAUGUAAAGAGUAGAAAUGCACCUGUAUGUGAUAUAAUUAUUCUGUGUAUAUUUCAAAACACUUCUCUCAUUUCCAUCAUCUACAUCUAUAAUGAUUGUUUGUUUGCCCUAAUUAUCGUAAUAAUAAUUAAAUGACCUGAUAUUUUCAAUAGGUGUUUUAUACUUGACUCAUUAGCUUGUCACCAAAAAGAGAAUUCCAAAGUGUAGGGUGCCUGCAUUUUUCCAAUAGUUCGGAUGUAGAAGCAAUAACAUGCCAUAUAGCCAGGGGAGGCGCCAGGGUGUUUUGGUAGGAGGGGCGAACUUUCCAGGGGGGGGGGGGGGGGUGACAUCAUGAUAUUUUUUGAAAAUUGAACAACAGGGGUAAAAUCAGGGUAAAAUGGCUUAUACAUGAUUAAAAACGCUAUUUUUACAAUUAUCUACCCUUCACCCUUUCUUUUUCUUCCUCUUUUUCUUCUUUUCUCUUAAUUUUUUUUCUUUUUUUUUCCUACUCAAAAUAUUGCAACCGCAUCUUUCAGCAAUUUACAUGGGAGGCCUACUAGUUUUUCAAAACAUUACUUAAAGUACAUAUAUAAUUUUUUUCCACCAUUUUAUAUUCCUUGUUGUUGUUUUUAUAGAAUCAUCCUAAUUAUUUGUAAAUAUUGUAAUUAAUAGUUAUUUUUUCUAAUCCCUUAUAAUUAUUUGUAUAAAUAAUUCAUGUAAUUUUGUUUCUAAAUAAACAUAUAAAUAUAAAAAAAGUUGUUACAUGU